Messenger RNA from Candidozyma auris, 1626 nucleotides. RefSeq lists its product as uncharacterized. Gene Ontology annotation, cellular component: plasma membrane. The record is from RefSeq and is a predicted model, not a curated record. Gene Ontology annotation, molecular function: transmembrane transporter activity. The transcript has a single exon. Gene Ontology annotation, biological process: transmembrane transport. The coding region runs from base 1 to 1626 and encodes 541 amino acids. NCBI's taxonomy places the organism in Eukaryota, Fungi, Ascomycota, Pichiomycetes, Serinales, Metschnikowiaceae.
AUGUCGUACAACCCUCCUCCUGGACCCCCACCUCAGCAGGACGGCGGGCCUUUUGCCAACCCGGGCGGCUACGGAGGCUACAACCAGCAGUAUGAUCAGAACCAGCAGUAUCAGCACUAUGGCGGUUACAACCAGGGUCAAGGUGGAUACCAGCAGGACCAAGAGGCCCAGAGCAAUGGGCCAUUUUCAGAAAAACCCAAUAAUUCAGAAAACUUCGAUGAUGCCUUCAAGGUGCAGAAACCAAAGUUCAACGACUGGCCCUUUGCCUUGUUCUUCCUAGCUACUGUGUGUGGGUUCAUUGCAGUCGCUGUGAUCACCGUGAGAGCGUUGAAGGACACAUGGCUGUUCCAGGGCGGCUCUAUCUACGAUAAUAACAAUACGUUCACCUUGAACACAAACACAGUGAUUAUGUUCGCCUUUUCCAUUGUCAUUGCCGUGGUGCUCUCGGUGUUGAUGAUUGUGAUUGCUCGUUUACAAGCGAGAUGGUUCAUUAUCUUGGGACUCAUCAUGAACGUUGUUUUGGGAAUUGGUACAGCCAUCUUCUACUUUGUCGAGCGCUACUGGUCGGCUGCCAUUGUGUUCUUGUUGUUCUCUCUUAUUUCGGCCUGGUGUUACUGGAGCGCUCGUCACAGAAUCCCUUUCUCAGCUACAGUGUUGGAGAUCUCCAUUGACGUCAUGACAAGGUAUAAGUCGUCGUUGGUGGUUGCCUUCUUUGGUACCGUCAUCAGUGGAGCUUUCAGCGCCUUGUUUUCGGUGGUGAUUGUUGCUACUUACGUCAAGUUCAACCCUACCGAGGGCAACCCUGGUUGUGAUGUCAGCGGCGGUAACUGUUCCAACGCAAAGGUCAUUGGUGUCUUGGUAUUUGUAUUCUUUGCCGGAUACUACAUUUCUGAGGUGAUCAAGAAUGUCAUUCACGUCACCAUCGUUGGUAUUUAUGGCACAUGGUACUAUUUGGCCCUGUCGGAUCAGGGAGAGCCAAAAUGGCCAGCACUCGGUGCUUUGAAGAGAGCCUUGACUUACUGCUUUGGCUCCAUUUGUUUUGGCUCCCUCACCGUUGCCCUUCUUCAAUUGCUCAGAGCGUUUAUUGAAAUUCUCAAGAGCAACGCUUUUGCCAGUGGCGACAACUGCGCUGGAUGUGGCUAUCUUAUCUUGGACUUCUUCAUUGGCUUUAUUGAAUGGGCUUUCCGCUACUUCAACCACUAUGCCUACGUCUAUGUUGGCUUGUACGGAAAGAGCUUCUUGAAAUCGGCUCGUGAGACGGUUGACUUGCUCAGAAAUAAGGGUAUGGACGCUUUGAUCAAUGACUGUUUCAUCAACACCUCAUUGAACUUCUGGGCCAUGUUCACCGGUUAUGUGGCCGCCUUAUUCACUUUCCUCUACUUGAAGUUCACCAGUCCCGCAUACAACAGCGACGGAGCUUACUACGCCCCAAUGGUCGCUUUUACUUUCUUGGUCAGUGGACAGAUCACUCGUGUGUCGCUUGUGGUUCUCGAGUCUGGUGUGUCUACCUUCUUUGUUGCCUUGGCCAAGGACCCUGAGGUGUUCCAGAUGACGAAUAGGAACAGAUUCGACGAGAUCUUCCGCAACUACCCACAGGUGUUGGAAAAGCUUACAGCUAAUCACUAA